CUCCAUUGAAAAAGUCCCCUUGACGACAAAGUCACCAAUGCUUCUCUCAUAUGUAUAUAUACAUCUUUCCACUCUCUCUUCUCUACUCAAAUCAAAUCCUCAACCAUCUUCUUCUUCCUUAGCUUCUCUAUUUUCUUAAGUCUUUUUAAAGUUUUAUCAAUGGCCACUCCUAACGAAGUAUCUGCACUUUGGUUCAUCGAGAAACACCUACUCGACGAGACUUCACCGGUGGCUACAGACCCAUGGAUGAAGAAGGAAUCAUCAGCAACGGAAUCUAGCUCCGUUUCUUCUUCUAUGCUCUUCCAAUCAUCAUCGUCUUCUUUCUCUCCAAAUGAUUUCUCUGAAUAUGAAUGCAAACCGGAAAUCAUUGAUCUCGAUACACCGAGAUUCAUGGAUUUUAUAUCGAUUCCAUUUGAAUUUGACUCCGAAAUUUCAAAUCAAAAUCAAGUUGAACCGGAGAUUCAAUCUCAAAUUCGUAAACCGCCAUUGAAAAUCUCGCUUCCAGCUAAAACAGAGUGGAUCCAAUUCGCACCUGAAAUUACCAAACCGGAAGUUACUAAACCGGUUUCAGAAGAAGAGAAGAAGCAUUACAGAGGAGUGAGACAAAGACCGUGGGGGAAAUUCGCGGCGGAGAUUCGUGACCCGAAUAAACGUGGAUCUCGCGUUUGGCUUGGAACGUUUGAUACAGCGAUUGAAGCGGCAAGAGCUUAUGAUGAAGCAGCGUUUAGACUUCGAGGAUCGAAAGCGAUUUUGAAUUUCCCUCUUGAAGUUGGGAAGUGGAAACCACGCGCCGAUGAAGGUGAGAAGAAACGGAAGAGAGACAACGAUGAAGAUGAGAAAGUGACUGUGGUUGAGAAAGUGUUGAAGACGGAACAGAGCGUCGACGUUAACGGUGGAGAGACGUUUCCGUUUGUAACGUCGAAUUUAACGGAGUUAUGUGACUGGGACUUAACGGGGUUUCUUAACUUUCCGCUUCUGUCUCCGUUAUCUCCUCAUCCAUCGUUUGGUUAUUCUCAGUUGACCGUUGUUUGAUUUUUUUUUUUAGUUUUGGCUAUGUGUAUGCUGACGUGGACUUAUGGUACACGUAGGUGCAUGCGAUUAGAAAAAAAUAUAUAUAUAUUUGUUCAUAUUUUUGCUUAUUUCUAUUUGUUCAUUCUUUUUCACAAAUCACAAUACAUUCUUUCAGUUAAUGGUCA
Messenger RNA from Arabidopsis lyrata subsp. lyrata, 1196 nucleotides. Its product is annotated as ethylene-responsive transcription factor 5. The transcript has a single exon. Gene Ontology annotation, biological process: ethylene-activated signaling pathway; regulation of DNA-templated transcription. Bases 160 to 1032 code for a protein of 290 amino acids. NCBI's taxonomy places the organism in Eukaryota, Viridiplantae, Streptophyta, Magnoliopsida, Brassicales, Brassicaceae. Gene Ontology annotation, molecular function: DNA binding; DNA-binding transcription factor activity. The record is from RefSeq and is a predicted model, not a curated record.